This is a messenger RNA of Diaporthe batatas, 9746 nucleotides long. RefSeq lists its product as uncharacterized. The transcript is spliced from 3 exons. The coding region runs from base 323 to 6331 and encodes 2002 amino acids. The record is from RefSeq and is a predicted model, not a curated record. Lineage: Eukaryota; Fungi; Ascomycota; Sordariomycetes; Diaporthales; Diaporthaceae. Gene Ontology annotation, molecular function: guanyl-nucleotide exchange factor activity; protein binding. Gene Ontology annotation, cellular component: cytoplasm.
CCACCCUCCACCAGCGUGUACCAGGGGGCAGCCUGGUCGCCGUUUGGGCCAACCUAAACCUUCAAACAACCAUCACCCACUCACGUUGCACGCCAGCCCGUCAAUGCUCCCGAGCCCUGACAGCCCAUUUCCCCCGACCUUUCUGCGCUGAGCACUGCAUGGUUUCCUGACGUUCCCUGGCCUCCACUCGAUCCAGAGUUGCGUCAACACGCACGCCCACAGCCACUGCCCGGCGGCGCCCAUCCGUUUCACCCGCCCAGGAGCCCGGCAGAGAGUGGACGAGCCCGAGCUCAUUUGCCCCAGAAGGGAUGUUCAGGCCAAAAUGGACGGAGGCAAUCGAGAAGAGGAGGGUCCUCGCCAUAUGCAAGGCCCUGGCCUGGCGGUAGCUUCUUCUUCCCAGUCGCCCUACCCGCCCUAUGCCCACGACAACGGCGACCUCGCAGCCCACCUCGCUCCCUCCCGCCAGCACCACGACCACUUCGACCACCUCGACCACUGCGACCCCCACGACGAUCAUCACAGCCCGACCGCCGACUCCCAUCACGCCCUGCUGCACGAGUCUCCCACCUCCAUCUCCGCCACGACUUAUGCCGCCCGCAACUUCCACGCUGUAGCUGCAAAUGCUGCUUUCCCCGCCCAGGGAGGAGCGUUUGGCAGCCCAGACGAUUUCUACCGCAGUUAUCGAGGCGUCGACAUCGCCAACGACUCACUGUCCCAUGACCCAAUGGCCUCGGCCGUGCCCAACGCCCGCCCGCCCCCAGCAUCACGGUCAAACAGCAAUGCCGCCUCCUCCAAGCCCCCGCCUGCACCAGGCACCCGCGUCGGCACCAGGCCCAUGUAUCGCUCAGCGUCCAACCCUGUCGACGACAGGUUCGCCGCCGCCGACGCGCCCAGGAUGCGGUCGGCCACCGGCACCGGCAGCACCCUCCCGGCCUCUACUGCCAGGGCAAGCGUAAAAGACAUGAAGAAGAAGUUCGAGCAGAAGGGGCCACAGCCCUCGCCUGACCCACGGCGAGCCGCAUCGCGGACUAACACCAAUGCCAAGGAUGGCGCUGUAAAUGGGGCAAAUGGGCGUGCCGCGGUUGGAACUGCACAGUCAUAUUCAUCAUUACGUACGUCCGGGGCGAACCCAUCCAGGUCCAGCUCGUCUCGCGGCACACAGAGGACGAAAUUCCUCGCCGAGGACCAAGUCUCGACGAAUUCCCAAUCCUUUGCGAGCCGCAUCAAUAGACCAAAGGGCGCCGCCGCGUCCACUGCGCAUGGUUCGAGGUCCAUGACUCACUCACCACCCACGACGUCGCCGGUUCAACAACCGAACCCUUUCCCCGCUGACUCGGAGGGGCCUCUCCUGUUUGGUGAGAUACGACAGGGCGACCUCGACGCGGAAACGCCUGGAUACGGCAUAGGGAGCCUCCCAGACUCGACGGCGGAUGCCCCCAUGUGGCAACACCAGCGUACUCAAUCAGAUGCUGUGGCAGAGCCUGCAUCACCGACCGACUGGUACCGUGGGGCCACCUCUCCCCAGAAGAACGGUCUGCCCGACCUGGACAGCCCUGGAAAGUCCCAUGGCAGGUCGCAAAGUGACCUGGCGGGGGCCAAACUACCCCCAAUCAACACUAAUCCACAGUCUCGAAGACAUCUAGAUCAGUCACCAUCACCCCACGCAUCGGGCUCCUCUCGCCUGCCUGUCUCGGUCAAAAAGCUGAACUCGAACUCAAACUCUGCAAGUCCUGCUUCCACGCGGUCUAACUCGCCGGCCGGUUCAAGGCGACUGCAACCUAGUGGUAGGACAUCACGGCAACAAGGCACGCCAACAUCGCGCGCCAAGACCCCAGUUACCCGGUCAAAGACACCGACCGCCAGCACGCCCUCCGCCCGAAAGACAGCAACGCCCACGCCAGGCUCGAACAAUGCACGGCUGGCGGCCAACCUAUCACCGGCGCCGAAAAAUUCUCCUCCCCUCCGAAGUUCCAGGCCCCGUCAGCCAGUGUCUGAGGCUACAACGGCAGCCUCUAGGCUGAAAGCCGUUGGCCGGUCCAAGUCUCCUCACAAGAAUGCGGUACGGCCAACGGCCAGGCCCGAAUCGAGGCAAGAAACACCAUCAAGUCGAAGGAGAAAGCUGUCUUUGGGCGGCCCAGUCGACUUUGCCGAGCGACGAGAGACAAUCAAGCUCAAGUACAGCAAGUCAAUCCGUGAGACCGAGGCCAAGCAGGCACGAGAAGCCGCCGCGGAGAGGAGGAGGAAGGAGCUGGAAGCUGCUGCGAAGGCCAAAGCGCGCGCGCAAGCUAGAGCUCAGGCACAAGCUGCCGCGGCCGAGGCUGCAGCUGCCUCUGCCCAAGCCAAGGAGAAGGAGCGGGUGAAGCCCACCGAACCUCUAGAGCGCGAAGACCCACAGGCCGCACCACGAACUGCACCAACGAGCGAACCGUCCUUAACGGUCGAUGUCAAGACACCACCGAGUCCUGCCCGUGCGAACCCACCUGCCUUGGUGCUCGAUUCGCCGACUCUAGGGCUCCCAGGCACUUUUCCGAGCUUUGGCUCACCGCCCCUGGACCACGACGAGGCGCCUCCAUCCGCUGUGUCGGAAACAAGUGCAAUUACUGAGUUUGAUAAUGAAGCGCAGACAGAACCACCCGUGCCCGAACAAUCAGUGCAUGUGCCCGGCCCGCAGGGUUGGUCAUGUGUCAGCAGUACUGAGGUUGGGGAGCAGCCUCCCCCGCAGCUAACGCCAGCCUACAAGAGAGCAACGUACCGUGACCCGUUUGAGGACAUUGUGGAUCAUGAGACUGUCUCCAUCAAAAUAUCACUGGAUCCUUCGUCGCCUCGCACCUCGAUACAGGAACCGGCACCUCUGAACGGGUUCGAAGCUGAACCUCCUAUACCUGGCGCAUUUGGAGAUGACUUCGAAAAUGAACCAGAGCCCGGCCCUCAGCAAUAUCUCGAUGACAGAGCAGAAGCAGAUCCUGAGCCCGAGCCCCAAGCCCAGCCGCAGCCUGAGCCUGCAGGCGAGCACUUGACUGAGCCAAGCACUGAGCAGCGUGCGCCGGCUGGUCGAGGGGAGGACGAAUACGAACCUCAGCCGUACGUUGCACAACCGUACCAGACGACAACUGUGACUAUCAUCAGUCGCGAUGCUGGUUUCGGGCCUCCAACCUACGCUGAGCAAGCCGCACGGAACAUGGCCACCCCGCAGGAGCCACGGAUGGACUCUCUUGAGGAGUUCUAUACCGGGCCACGGCUGAACGAUAACAUAUCCAGUCUCAGGGAUUCCACCUUCACAGCUUCCGAUGCGGGCACUUCGGAGGGACCCUCGGGGUCUGCUGAUGCACAUAAUACUCCUGAUACGUCCAACAGCCUCAACGUUCCUUCCAUGACGACGCCAGCCAAUAGGUCCAGCCAACAGUCGAUAUGGACCGAUAUCUCAUACAGUAGUCGAGACUCCAUGACCCGGCGUCUUGAGUACCUUGACGAACAGAGACACAGCGGCGCUGAUGAAUCACGUCCUCAGUCAGUGAGGGAUGAUGAUGCGAUAUACCAUCAUCGAUACUUCGCGGGCGGCUUCCAUCACGACAGAGAUGACGACACGUCAUCGGACCGACACCGUCACCCACAGCUACCCCAUCUUGACACGGGAUCAGGAGCAUCAGCAAACUAUGACACUGAGAAUGAGCAUGCAUCGUACGUUCCAAGAUUGCCGGAUCACUCUCCACCCCCGCCCCCGGAGGACGCUUCACGGCCCACAAGCGGAUAUUAUGACGGACACAGCGACGCUCACAGACCUGACAGUGCUUUGACAAGGGAUGACCACGGGUCCAUCACCUUCCCACUGUCUCGAAGGGACAGUGAGGAGUUCCACAAUCAAUCCUCGACUUCACAGUCGCCGGACGGACGGUCGUUAGCCACAGAUGGCAUGACACCUGCUCAAACUCCUAUAGAUGGCGACGGUAAAGCAUCUGUGAAUGCAGACGACAAAAAUGAAUCUUCAGGCAAGGGAAAGAACCGCCUACAUCAGCGAUCCAUGGUCAUCAAAGAGCUCGUGGACACCGAGGCGGUGUUUGUGAGGGAUAUGAACGUCAUCGAGGAGAUCUACAAGGGCACGGCAGAGGCGUGUCCGCAGCUCGACGACAAGACGAUCAAGCUGAUCUUCCGUAACACGGAUGAGAUUAUAAACUUCCAUACGACAUUUUUGAGCGAGCUCAAGGACGGCGUCACCAGCGUGUAUGUGCCGAAAGGUCGACGGUCUCCUGUCAUGAAGGACGACACAACUAUGUCAGAUGCCACUACCAUACGAUCGGUCGCUUCGACGGCCCCGUCUGCUGUGCCCUCAACUGCAGCCUCGUCGACGACGGCGGUUUCUCUCUCUGGCGCCACCGCUGUAAAUGGGGACACCGAAGACGCCAAGGACCGACAAACUAUCAUUGGACCGGCCUUCAUCCGCAAUAUAGAGCAGAUGAAAGCAGCACACGAGGGGUUUCUCCGGACCAGCGAUGUUGCGAACAAGCGUCUGAUCGAUAUCCAACAGGAUCCCACCGUCAAGGUUUGGUUGAACGAGUGCAAUGAAGUCGCAAAGGACUUGACAGCGGCUUGGAACUUGGAUUCUCUCUUGAUCAAGCCGAUGCAGAGAAUCACUAAAUAUCCGAACCUGAUAUCCCAAUUGCUCCACUAUACUCCUGAGGACCAUCCCGAUCGAGAGGGGCUCCUGAACGCGAGGGCAACCGUUGAGAACGCGAUCUUGGAAAUCAACAAGACGAAAAAGAACUUCGAGCUUGUUGGACAAAUUGUGGGGAGGAAGCGCAAAGAGUCUGAUGUGAAAGCCGGGUUUGCCAGGGCCUUUGGCAAGAGAGUCGACAAGCUGCAGACCUCGAGCAACAGGCCACCCGAAGAUCCCGACUACCUCAAGUACAACGAAAAGUUUAGCGACGACUACCUGCGCCUCCAGGUUGUCCUGCGAGACGUCGAGUUCUACACGAGGCAGGUCUCCACCUACGUUCAAACAUUUUUGGACUAUUUGUCGGCCAUUGAGCUCGUGACUCGCCUGCAGCCAGGUCCGUAUCCAGAACUCGAGAGCAAGUGGGUCCAGUUCAAUGUCUCUAUGAGAGACAUUAAGAAGGUGGCCCUGGAUCAGCAUCUGGUACAAAUUCGGAAACACGUCAUUGAGCCGUUUGAGCUUGUCAUUAGAAGCUACCAGAACCCUCUCUUGGCGAUGAAGAAGCGGAACAAGAGGAGGCUCGACUACGAGAAAUCUGUCCAGCUCAAGAAAAGCGGCAAGAAGCUGGAUAAGCAGCUCACGGAACUAGUGGAGCAUUACGAGGCUUUGAACGACACCUUGAAGAAAGAACUACCCCAAUUGUCUGCGCUCACGGAGAAGGUCGGCAACAUCUGUCUCGAAAACAUGAUCAACAUCCAGGCGAAGUGGUGGCAGAUAUGGGAGGGAAAGAUCCGCGCUGUAGCCUCCAUUUUUGACCAGCCGGAGAUCAGCGAGAUAGUGAGCACCUUCAACCGCGACUUCAGAGACAUGGAGGAGCAGAUCAUGGGUCUGGGUAUCCUCAACCCGACCGUGAAGACCAGGACGUCACAGUCAACAAAUGACGACCACCCAGUGCCCAAGAUCAAGUCAAGGCCCUCUGACCUCGGGGGAGCGCCUCGUGGUCGCGGCAUGUCAGUCACGAGUGACCAGGCGCCGACUUUACCAGCACCGGAUUUCGUCAGGCAACAACACAGUGGGAACCUGGCAAGGUCGCCCUCGGCUGCCGCGGCCAGCUCCAGUUACUUCUACCGCGAUUACUACCAUGGUCUCAACUCGCGCGGCCCGGCCUCACCCACAUCAUCUGAUUUCUCGAACCCCCCGCGCUCCUUCCCGGCCAUGACGCCACGUCCGAGCACUGGACGCAGCUUUGACUCUGCGGGAGUUCCAAGACCAAGCAUCGAUUCAGCAGCGGCUCCUGUGCAUGUGCGGCGCGACUCAAGCUCGACAGGCAAUGCGCCAACGUCUGCCUCUGAUGGACGUCGGGGAUCGGGAAUAUUCCACUCGGCCAUGCCAUUGGCGGAGAGCACAGAAGAACUGCAGCGCAACUCAUCACGGGCAUCCUCCCGCGAGCGCUACAUCUCGAAGGGCUACAAUGUUCUAUGGCUUGCCGCAUCGCUUUUUGAAUUCAAUAUCGAGACUACAAAGCACGAGGCUGGUUACCCCUAUCUGACAUACCAAGCCGGCGAAAUCUUCGAUGUCAUUGCCGAGAAGGGCGAGCUGUGGCUAGCCAAGAACCAGGACGACCCCAGUGACCUCGUGGGCUGGAUCUGGUCCAAGCAUUUUGCAAAAUUAGCAGACUCUUGAACUACAGCACUUGAUCCACGGCCGCACUUUGCGGCCGGUGAGACAGGGCUUGGAGAACAUUGGUGGUACGAUAUUCGGCGCGGCGUUCUAAACGGACGGAAUUUUCGACUUCUCGACUUGUCACCCUCUUCGUCAGAAGUGGCUCCGCUUGAUUUUAUUGGGCUUCUUCUCAUGUGUAAUAUGCAUCACGACUGAUACAAAAGGGACGGAAAGAAAGAGGGCGGGCAUCAUGCGAUAUAUCCGAAAGGGUUAAUGUUACGACAAAAAGCGGCCUGCAAAAAGAUACCAUAGGAUGGGUGGGACCAGGGGAGGGCGGGCGUUUUCAAGCUUUUCAAUUUCUUCUGCAUGAGGCUGGCUUCACGGCGGGACAACUUGAUGGGAACUAAUGCUGCAAGGCCCACGGGGGUACGACACCCCCUUUUGCACUUCAUGUCCCCAUUUCCUUUGUGUUGGAAUUGUUUCUCCAUCUGCGUGUCCUAGCAGGCGUCGGACACGACCACAGGCAGGAGAGACGGAACUGCAAGAGCGGGUCGGGAUAACGGGAGGGAACAACAAUACUACCUACCUACCUUUGCUACCUUGACCACCUUUCCACCUAGCAUUUUGACUUUUCUACUUCCUCAUGCAGACCUAGCUAUCCAUCUGUAUUAGCAUUUUCUUCCCUUUCCUUCUUCAAUUUCUCUCCCACUGCCUGGCUAUCUCUGGCUUCAGCGCCCAGCAGACAGAGUGGGGGUUGUUUGUAGAGUGCCUCUGGUGUCUUGAAGGGGCAUCUCAGGCCUGGAAGCGCUGAGAGAAUCCAAUGACAGAGAUCAGUGCUGCUAGAUUGCCGUAUCUGCGCUACACAACCAUGUGAUGAUUAAAAGGAAACUGCACUUCGACUUGAACAGUGCCAUUAUGUAUGACCUCGGCAAAAUCGGAAAUCAACUGUAUCAUCUAUCUAGGUAGUCAGUGUGAUCGCUUCGAAUUCAAUACGAGUUGUCGGAGAGUGGAUAAAAGGGAGGCGUGGCAGAUACUGCAGUGUGAAGACAAUCUGAAACGACUCGAGGUUUCUAUAAACACAUUUAUAUGUAUAUAAAUCAAGCCUGUAGAUGCACAACGCCUCGCCUCCUGCCUGCUUUGCCAGGAAAGAAGAGAAAAAGAAUGCACUGAAAUGCCGAACAGUCAUCAUGAAACAAACAUCCAGAGAGAAGCAAAGACAUUGACAUCUCACAGCGCAACCCCGCCAUCCCACCAGUGCUGCCCAGCGUGGAGCCGAGGCAGCUCAUCCCAGGUCCACCUAAGCCAGUGGUCCCCGGGCUCCCCAAGCCCGAGGGCGCGGAACAGCGACGCGGGGACGGGCUCGAGCAGCCAUAUGCCCGAGCGCGCGAUGUCGUCGAGCAUCCAGUACUGCGUGCUGCCGAGCCAGAGGGACACAAACACAAAGUUGCCCGCCCUCGUCGCCCAGGUGGGGAGUCUGGGCGUGAUGCCGGCCCGGCGCAUGGCCCCGCACGCCGCCGACUGCAGCAGGAUGCCUACCCACGACAGCAUGAAGAAGACGGGCGGGGCCCAGGGCCUGGACGGCGGGAGGCAGCUCGCGGACCCCAGGGCGUGGAGGAAGCCCGACUGCGCGAAGGCGAAGAGGCCCGCCAGCGUCUUGCUCACCUGGCGGCGGCGCCCGUCGCCGGCAGGGGAGGCCAUCCACGCGGCCGGGGCGCCAAACGCGACGCGGAAGGUCUGGUGCCACCAGGCGCCCCAGUAGCCGGCGAGCCCCCUGUCGAGGACGUUGUGCGUGAAGCCGCCCAUCAGGGUCGGGUAGUGCCAGAGCUCCGCCCGGGUGCCGAGGAGCGGGCGGAGGGCAAAGGCGCAGAUGAGCUGCCAGAGCUUCAUGACCAUGGAGAUGGCGGCGAGGACGCCGGAGAAGGAGACCAGGCAGCGGUAGGUGAAGAGGAGCCAGGGGGGCAGGGCGGCGAGGAGGCCGGGCAAGGGGACGGGGACGGGGACGGCCGAGCGCGUGUACUCGGGCCCCAGGAUGAAGUAGGGGUCCUUCAUCAUCAGGACGCUGAGGGCGUCGAGGGCCAGGUAGCCGAUGGCGAAGCUGCCCACCUCGGCGCGGAGCCAGGCCCGCCGCGUGGUGUAGCGGCGGUAGCCAUGGGGCGUGGACUCGGGGAUGGAUGCCAGGUCGACGGGCGAGCCGGACUGGGGUCGCUCUGGCUUGGAGAAGUGCGGUGCCACGGGGAUGAACCAGUUCCAGCCGGUGCCGCGGAACGAGGUGACGAGGUCGAAGGACCAGUCGAGCCUGGUCAGCCACGGGUCCUGCUCUGGGUACGACUGCCAGUAGUAUUCAUACCCCUCGGCAAGGCUCCUUGCCACGUCCUCAUCGGGCACAUGGUCGGCUAUGGUGUGUCCGGCGUGCAGCGACUCUUGGGUCUGCGCUGGUGGUGCCUUUGAGUUGCCAUUUACGCCGGUAACGACGUGCCCGUUGCUGCUGUUCUGCACCGGCCGCACGUUGUCGUCAGCGCCUGAAGCCCGGGCAUCUCCGUUUGAGGACCCAUUUACUCGUGCCGCGUGGCCGUUGGCAGACGGCCUUGCUCUGCGUUUCUCAACCCUCUCGGCGUCGAACUGCGGCUUCAUAAAUACAAGCAAGGUCAUGUUCCAGAUGAUGCCCCAGGCCUGCAUGAGACCAACAGCAUAGCCCAUGGCGAAGUUAGGGCUGGUGGUGACGAAGGACUCGCGGGCAUUGUACAGGACUAUGAACAACAUGAGCAGGUAGCGAGCCCUGAACAGCCAUGGCCGGUUCCGGUGGGGUAUGGUGAAGUACAGGAUGGGGAGGCCGAAGGUCACGAGGACAGACUGGGGGAUGAUCAAGGGCUUGACGGUCCCCAGGGCGAACUCGUGGGCAAAGUGACGGCGGUAGAGCACGCGGGCGUACUCACCGAGGUUGGCGGGCAGCGGGUCGGGCAACUCCAGGGGCAUUGUAAGUCGGAGGGAGCGCCCUGACGUGAACAGCAGCCUGUCGGCGGCCGGCCACAUGGUUGCAGUGUUGACAGCCUUGCCGAUAUGUUUAUAUAGUAUCUUGGCACCACUCUGGAGAGGAACGAGCCUCGGCACGCAGGGUGGGGCUGGCAGCCCGACAAGAUGAGUUGUGGUGUGGUGUGGUCCUGGGCCGGUGGUGUUUCGGUGGUGUUUGCUUGUGGUGGACUGGGCUGAACGUGAGCCGAGGCGACUGUGUGGUGUGGCGUGGGCGAUGGCGUGUGCUGGCUGACUGCCUGCCUGACAUGGGAUGGAUGGAUAUUACUUGGCCAGGCGCUGAAUGAAGUACCUAGGUAGCUAGCAGUUGUCGCCAGGCCGCUGCAGCAUCGUGCUCCUCUUGUCUACCUGGUUGCGUGCGAGCAUGAAUAUGAGUGUGGUGAGAGAACCAACGACGGAAACAGAAAAC